CAUUAAUAAUUAAAAUUAACACACCUCCCUCUUCAUAAAACCCAUUUCACCUCCCUUCUUCCCCCAUUUUUGAUUUGAUGUUUUCUUUUUUUCUUUUUCCAAAUUUUUCUCUUAAUUUUUUUGUUUUUAUAAUUUUCAACAAACUGUAAUUCAGCAAACAGAGAGAGAAAGUUAAAAGAGUACUACUCCAAUGCUAGGAGACUCCAGUAGUGUUCUAGCAACCACAACCACAGCCUCAACUGGCGGCGGAGGAGGAGGCGGAGGUGGGGGUGGUGCUGACUCUGCAGCUCCUCCUCACCAGCUAACCGGAAGUGGCUGUGGUGGUACCGCAGUGCAAGAAUUUGGUAUAUUAAGGGAAGGUGGCCAUAAUUCAGGUACUGAAGAUGAUAAAAGAGGCGGCGGUGGAGACGAUGGUGACCGGAGCUUCGGUGGGAACCGGUGGCCGAGACAAGAAACACUAGCACUGUUAAAAAUAAGGUCAGAUAUGGACGUAGCUUUUCGUGAUUCAAGUGUUAAGGGUCCUUUAUGGGAUGAAGUAUCCAGGAAGCUAGCAGAGCUUGGUUAUAAUCGAAGCGCCAAGAAAUGUAAAGAGAAGUUCGAAAACGUGUUCAAGUACCACAAAAGAACUAAAGAAGGCCGAACUGGUAAACAAGAAGGCAAAACGUAUCGUUUUUUUGAUCAAUUAGAAGCGUUUGAAUCUCAUACAUUAUCACAACAACCAUUAUUACAACAAACACAAACACAUCCACCCCAACACCCACAACCGCCGCAGCCGCAGAUUCUCCCGCUCAAACCUUCUCAGCCUCCGCCGGGGACGACAACUAUAGCAAUGCCGCCAAUGGUUGCUCAUCCGGUUAUUACUACUACUGUUUCAUCGAUUUCUUCAUUUCCUUCAUCAGCAAGUCCCACUGUCUUGCCCUUACAGCAAGCAAUAACAGUACCCAUACCAAACCCUAGUACAAAUUUAAAUCAGACGGCUCAAGCGGUUAAUAUGAUGCAAUCUUCGAAUUUUCCUAGUUUUUCGGCGGAUCUUCUGUCGAAUUCUACAUCAUCGUCGACGUCUUCAGACGUCGAAAUUCAUCAGGGGCGGCGGAGUAGGAAAAGAAAAUGGAAGGAUUUUUUUGAGAAGUUGAUGACUGAAGUGAUCCAUAAACAAGAAGAUAUGCAGAAGCAAUUCUUGGAAGCUAUAGAGAAGCGAGAACAUGAUAGAAUGGUUAGAGAAGAAUCUUGGAGAAUUCAAGAAAUGGCCAGAAUUAAUAGAGAACGAGAGAUUUUAGCCCAAGAACGAUCCAUAGCCGCCGCUAAAGAUUCCGCCGUAAUGGCAUUUCUGCAAAAACUAUCCGAACAGCAAAAUCCCGGCCUGCAACAACCGCAGACUAAUCCAUCACCACCGCCACAGCAACAGCCAGUACAUCCUCCACUGCCUCCGCCACCGACACAGCCACAGCCACAGCCAAUGCCGGCGCCAGUACCACAAGCACUGCCUGUGGCAGCAGUAGCAGCACAACCCGCACAACCAGCACCACCGGCACCAACAACGCAGCAGCAGCAACCAGCUGCUGCAAUUAAUCUGGAGAUGAAAUCAGAUAAUGGGGAUCGGAGUUUGACGGCGGCGAGUUCAUCGAGAUGGCCUAAAGUGGAAGUGCACGCGUUGAUUAAUCUUAGAGGCACUCUUGACUCGAAGUAUCAAGAAAAUGGACCAAAAGGGCCAUUAUGGGAAGAAAUUUCAGCCGGAAUGAAAAAACUGGGAUACAAUCGGAAUUCAAAGAGAUGUAAGGAGAAAUGGGAAAACAUAAACAAAUAUUUCAAAAAAGUGAAAGAGAGCAACAAAAAACGGCCUCAAGAUUCAAAAACAUGUCCAUAUUUUCACCAACUCGACGCAUUAUACAGAGAGAAGCACAAGAAUUUCGAUUCAUCGCCAUCAAAUAUUCAAACGAUGAAGCCUCAUGAUCAUCAUCAUCAGCCUCAUCAGAUUAAUUCAGUUCCUUUAAUGGUACGGCCCGAACAGCAAUGGCCACCUCUUCCAAAUUCUCAACAACAGCAGCAGCAUGACUCAGUAAUGGAAGAUUUAGAAAGUGAUGAUAAUCUAAACGAUGACGAUGACAAAGAUAUGGAUGAAGACGAGGAAGAUGAAGCCAGUGGGUAUGAAAUUGUAGCUAAUAGCAACAACAGACCAACGUCAAUGAGCUCAGCUGGCUAAAAAAAAGGAACAGAAUUUAAGGAUGUUCAUAUCGGAAUGGGAAGUGGGUCAGACUCAGAUUCCGGCAGCCGUGAAUUGUGGCGGAGGAAUCGGAAAUUUGUAAGAAGGAAGUAAACACAAAUAUACACUGGUGAGUGAAAACUGGGUUGGGGUUGUAGCAUAUAGUCAGUUAUGUGGAUUAUAUGUUUAAUUAAUUUCUAUAAUUUAUUUAUUUUUUUGCUAAAUAAAUAAUGUGAGGAAAAUGAGAGACAAAUAGAAGUUCAGGUUCCAAAGAAUAAAUAACAAAUAAUACUAGUGUUGUAAUUUUUCUUUAAUUUUUUUAUUUUUCAUGGUUGUCAAUAUUUCACUCUAGUGAGAUGUUUUGAUUAGUA
Molecule: messenger RNA, 2571 nt
Organism: Mercurialis annua (annual mercury)
Lineage: Eukaryota; Viridiplantae; Streptophyta; Magnoliopsida; Malpighiales; Euphorbiaceae
Product: trihelix transcription factor DF1-like
Exons: 2
Coding region: 191-2200 (669 amino acids)
Source: RefSeq, a predicted model, not a curated record